Molecule: messenger RNA, 2577 nt
Organism: Clavispora lusitaniae ATCC 42720
Lineage: Eukaryota; Fungi; Ascomycota; Pichiomycetes; Serinales; Metschnikowiaceae
Gene: RNR1
Product: ribonucleotide-diphosphate reductase subunit
Biological process (GO): deoxyribonucleotide biosynthetic process; DNA replication
Cellular component (GO): ribonucleoside-diphosphate reductase complex
Molecular function (GO): ribonucleoside-diphosphate reductase activity, thioredoxin disulfide as acceptor; ATP binding
Source: RefSeq, a predicted model, not a curated record
AUGUUCGUCAUCAAGAGAGAUGGCCACAAGGAGCCUGUGCGCUUCGACAAAAUCACAGCUAGAAUCCAGAGGUUAUGCUACGGGCUUGAUUCUGAUCAUGUUGAUGCUGUUGCUGUUACCCAAAGAGUUAUUUCUGGAGUUUAUCAUGGUGUCACCACCAUUGAGUUGGACAACUUGGCUGCAGAGACUGCUGCGUACAUGACAACCAUUCAUCCAGAUUACGCGAUCUUGGCAGCAAGAAUCGCCGUUUCCAACUUGCACAAACAGACUACGAAACAGUUUUCGCAAGUUGCAAAGAUUUUAUACGAGUACAUCAACCCAAAGACUGACUUGCACUCACCAAUGAUUUCAGAAGAAACAUACAAGAUCAUCUGUGAAAACGCUGACGAGUUGAACUCUGCCAUCGUCUAUGACAGAGAUUUCAACUACAACUACUUCGGUUUCAAGACUUUGGAAAGAUCAUACUUGCUCAGAGUCAACGGGAAGGUUGCUGAAAGACCACAGCAUUUGAUCAUGAGAGUUGCGGUUGGUAUUCACGGGAAUGACAUUGAACGUGUGAUCGAAACUUACAAUUUGAUGUCCCAGAGAUACUUUACUCACGGUUCUCCAACCUUGUUCAAUGCAGGUACCCCAAGCCCCCAAAUGUCGUCUUGUUUCCUUGUUGCCAUGAAGGAUGACUCCAUCGACGGUAUUUACGACACAUUAAAGACAUGCGCUUUAAUUUCCAAGAGUGCUGGUGGUAUUGGUUUGCACAUUCACAACAUCAGAAGUACUGGUGCUUACAUUGCAGGUACUAACGGUACUUCUAACGGUAUCAUUCCAAUGGUGCGUGUUUUCAACAACACAGCACGUUAUGUCGACCAAGGUGGCAACAAGAGGCCAGGCGCUUUUGCGAUUUACUUGGAGCCUUGGCAUGCUGACAUUUUCGACUUCAUCGACAUUAGAAAGAACCACGGUAAGGAAGAGAUUAGAGCCAGAGACUUAUUCCCUGCCCUUUGGAUCCCUGACUUGUUCAUGAAGAGAGUUGAACAAAAUGGUGACUGGACUUUGUUUUCUCCAAAUGAAGCUCCUGGUUUGGCUGAUGUCUACGGCGAUGAGUUUGAAGCUUUGUACGAAAAGUAUGAGAGAGAAGGCCGUGGAAGAUCCACCGUCAAGGCUCAAAAGCUUUGGUACUCUAUCUUGGAAGCGCAAACUGAGACUGGAACUCCAUUCAUGUUGUACAAGGAUGCUUGUAACAAGAAAACUAACCAAAAGAACUUGGGUAUUAUCAAAUCAUCUAACUUGUGUUGUGAGAUUGUCGAGUACUCUUCUCCAGAAGAAGUUGCUGUCUGUAACUUGGCCUCCAUUGCUUUGCCUUCAUUCGUUGAGAAAGAUGCAUCUAGUUCCUGGUACAACUUUGAUAAGUUGCACGAGGUGACCAAGGUUGUUACUAGAAACUUGAACAGAAUUAUUGACAGAAAUUUCUACCCUGUUGAGGAAGCCAGAAGAUCCAAUAUGAGAAACAGACCUAUUGCUCUUGGAGUUCAAGGUCUUGCUGAUGCAUUCAUGUCCUUGAGAUUGCCAUUCGACUCCCAGGAAGCUAAAGAGUUGAACAUUCAGAUAUUCGAGACCAUUUAUCAUGCUGCUGUGGAAGCAUCUAUCGAGCUUGCUCAGGAGGAAGGUCCAUAUGAGACAUAUGAAGGUUCUCCUGCGUCAAAGGGAUUGUUGCAGUACGACUUGUGGGACAGAAAGCCAUCCGAGUUGUGGGACUGGGAUACUUUGAAGCAAAAUUUGGCCAAACACGGUCUCAGAAAUUCUUUGCUUGUUGCUCCGAUGCCAACAGCCUCUACUUCUCAAAUCUUGGGUAACAACGAAUGCUUUGAACCUUACACAUCCAACAUUUACUCCAGAAGAGUGCUUGCCGGCGAGUUCCAGAUUGUUAACCCACACAUGUUGAAGGACUUAGUUGACUUAGGUAUUUGGAAUGACAAUAUGAAGAACAACAUCAUUGCCAACAACGGAUCCAUUCAGUCUUUACCAAAUGUCCCAGAUGAAAUCAAGCGUUUGUAUAAAACCGUGUGGGAAAUCUCUCAGAAGCAUAUAAUUGACAUGGCUGCCGACAGAGCUGCGUUUAUUGAUCAGUCACAGUCGUUGAACAUCCACAUCAGAGAACCUACUAUGGGUAAGUUGACUUCCAUGCACUUUUACGGAUGGAAGAAGGGAUUGAAGACGGGUAUGUACUACUUGAGAACGCAAGCUGCUGCUGCUGCGAUCCAGUUUACUGUUGACCAAAACUCUGCUUCUGCUGCAGGCAAGACGAUUGCUUCUUUGGAAAAGUUGAACCAAAGGAAGUAUGUCAUUAAAAGUGGCACAAGAAGUAGCUCUGCUUCGCCCAAUAUCAGCGCUACCUCGGAGUUGAGCGGAGUCUCGACACUCCCAUCGUCAUUGGAGAACUCUGUUGCGGAGUUGAAGAUUGAAGACAAGGAAGAUUCUGCGAAAAGCAGUGCCGACGAACCUUCGGAAGCUGAUAUCUUCAGUUCCAAGGUGAUUGCUUGUGCUAUCGACAACCCAGAAGCAUGUGCUAUGUGCUCUGGUUGA